Molecule: messenger RNA, 1266 nt
Organism: Pocillopora verrucosa
Lineage: Eukaryota; Metazoa; Cnidaria; Anthozoa; Scleractinia; Pocilloporidae
Source: RefSeq, a predicted model, not a curated record
UUUCUGCUCUCAUUUAUGCCAGUGCCUGCGUCGUAGCCUUUUUCCACUUGGGACGCUUUUUCCAAGUCAGUUCAACGCUGGGUCCCAUGCAGUUGUGCUUAUUCAACAUGCUGAAAGAUGUUAUCAAGUUCCUCGCCAUCAUCUUCGUGCUCUUCUUUGCAUUUUCCACUGGGCUGACUAAGAUCUAUUCGUAUUACAUCCAAUCUGAGAAGGAACUACAAAAACAGGGCAAGGAGAAUAUUACAAUUCAUUACAAUGCGACGCAUCCAUAUGCCAACCACAUUACCGCUCUCUACAAUAUGUUUUGGUGGUUGUUCGCUGACGUGAACGAAGACCGAAAGGGUGUCGAUGAUGAUCGCUUCCGCUACAUACCCAUUUAUGUCAGCAUUCUUAUGAUCGUGUUUAUGAUACUUGCCGUCAUUGUGGCACUAAAUAUGCUGAUCUCAAUGAUGAGCUACUCUUUUGAAAAUAUCAUGAAAAAUGCAAUUACAGAAUGGAAGUUUUCAAGAACCCAAAUGUGGCUAGAAUGGAUUCACAAAGAGAAUGCUGUACCUGUGCCUACGAACCUUGUACUUGUACUUGCACUUGUACCUGUACUUGUACGUGUACUUAGUGAACUUUUGGUGAAUUCUCAAGAACUGAGAACAUCUCAUGAGGGGGCUGGAGAGAGACAGGGCAGUGACAGUGUACGGUCAGAUUCUAAGGUUCAACAGAGCGACGAUGACCAAGAUAAAUCGUGUUGUUCUUUCUGUAUAUGCUCGAGAAUAUUUGCAAGAAGUCGCCACCUUCCACAAACGAGGAACGCAAGAAGGUAAUGGCAAAUCUGGUCGUGAAGUAUCUGAUGGAACGUUACCCAGAGAAGUUCCCACUAUCCGAAAUAAUCAAAGCUCAGUCUGAUGAUUAUGGAAGUGGACAGAGAAGUGGACAGACUUAAUGUCCAAACCAUCAGGAAAAGCAUGAAAUACGCUGUUUUGAAAUAAUCGCUCCACUAACACAAUAUAAUAUUUCAUAGGCAAGUGUCAUAUUUUAUCCCCUGCUUGUCCAGAUCAGUCUUGUAGUGUAGUGUGCAUGCUUCCUAAGUGUUAGCCUAUCUUCAGCGACCAGGUGAACUUUCUUUCAUACUUUCCACAUAAACACUGUAGGAGAACUAUUAGGCCUUUUGCAACAGUUUGUCAAGUGACCUCUUCUUCGUAAAAGUAAUGAUUCAGCCAAUUUCAACAAACAAUUUUUCUAGAAUUAAUGAAUGCAUAAACUUCAAAUAUGUUA